ACCUUGAAUUGCUAUGUUCAAUGUGUCUGUGUUUCAUUUAAAUUCAACAUAAUAAAUGGGACUUUCUAAUUUUCUUCACAGUUGAUUGAUGAUGAAAAAAAGGCCUGAACCAAUAUCAUGUCCUGUUUGUUCUAAGAGCGUUUAUUUUGCAGAGGAAGUUAGGGCUAUGGGUCGUGCAUUUCAUAAACAAUGCUUUAAAUGCUGUCAGUGUUCUAAAAGUUUGGACAGCUUUACUGCGAACGACCACAAGGGUUCUUUGUACUGCAAAAGUUGCUAUGCAAAGAACUAUGGACCAAACAUAUAUGGCUUUUCAACUAAUGGUACGUUAGGUAGGAGUACGUAUGAUCUUCGAGAUUGUACCAAAGUGAAUGGUUAUACACAUUCCCACAGUCCUAUGAUAAAUCAAUCACAUGAUCAUCAUCAUCAUCAACAACAAGAACGUUCAUCAAAUUGGGAAACUAGUGGAAAUUAUAUUCCACGUACUAAUAAUCGUACACGAUGGUCUAGUGGAAAUUAUGGUUCAGCAUCAAAUCGUUGUGCAAAUUGUCCUGAUAUUGUUUAUGCUAAUGAAAGAGUUGAUGCAGUAGGGAAAGUAUUUCAUCGUUUAUGUUUUAAAUGUACCGAUUGUCAACGUCUUCUUGAUCGUGGUACAGCAUGUGAUCAUAAUCGUGAAGUGUUUUGUCAAAAUUGUUAUACUAAAAAUUUCGGUUCCAAAGGUAUCAAAGCUGGUACAAAUCUACGUUGUGCUUGAAUGUGUACUCGUUUUUUUCGGAAAAGAAACCAAGAAUUCUAUAAUUUUCUUUCAUUAAACAACUUAUAAAACCACCGAUCAUAUUUGUCAUUAUCGUUUCAUUUUUACACAUCAAUCAAUCAAUCAAUCAAUCAAUCAGUGAACCAUUAUUGUACACUUUUUAUUCACGUUCAAUAUAGUCAAUGUUCAACUGUGUGUUCGUUCAAUGAUGCACAUUCCGAAUUUGUUUUGUUUUUUGCUCAAUCAAAUCAAGCUUCUUUUUUUUAAACAAAACAAUCGCGUUCCAAUUUACCAUUCAACAACAUAUCAUGCAGACUUUUCAAAAUCAUCAUCGAGAGUUGGCGUUUUUUUUUCUGGUUGAAUCAUUGAGAAUUGAACAAGUGAGGGCUGCUUUUAAAGAGAGAGAGAAAUAAACCUCCUCUCCUGGUUAUAUAUAUAUGCAUUUGUAUUCUGUUACUUAAUUUUUAAAAAAGCAGCUUCAUUUUGUCUGGUUGGUUACUUUUUCUCUUUUGUCAAACUUUAUCUAAUCAUGUGUUACUAGUAGUUAGUACCUUGAGAGUAAGUACUUUUUAAAUAUUUUAAUAUUCUACUAUUCUUACUACUUAUUAUUAUUGUUGUUAGUAGUAUUAGCAGUUGUUGUUGUAGUAGUUGUGAUUGUAGUAGUAGUGAUUGUAUCAUUCUUGUCAAUGAUCAAGUGUUAGCGCAACUUGUCCUCCAUAUGGAAUGUAUUUUUGAAAUUGUCUCCGAUAUCUAAUCUACGAUGCCAUGUUACAAAAUGAAUGUGAUUUUGUUAAAUUAAUCUACAAUGGUUUUCAAUUUUUUUUUAACAAGAUUGUUGUUUUAAAAAUCAGUAAUAUAUAUAAAUUGUUUAAAAGAUUA
This is a messenger RNA of Schistosoma turkestanicum, 1630 nucleotides long. The record is from the annotation of a GenBank genome assembly. Lineage: Eukaryota; Metazoa; Platyhelminthes; Trematoda; Strigeidida; Schistosomatidae.